Nymphaea colorata (pocket water lily) is the source of this 11564-nucleotide messenger RNA. RefSeq lists its product as uncharacterized. NCBI's taxonomy places the organism in Eukaryota, Viridiplantae, Streptophyta, Magnoliopsida, Nymphaeales, Nymphaeaceae. Bases 4303 to 5553 code for a protein of 416 amino acids. The transcript has 5 exons. The record is from RefSeq and is a predicted model, not a curated record.
CAGAUUUUCUAUGAAAAGUAUCUGGUGCAUCAUUGAUGAGGUGAUGAUGCAUAGGUUGAUUCAGGUAGAUACUCACGAUUCUACUAAAUCUAUUCCGGAAUUGAACAAUUGUGUAUCAUUGCAUGUUUUCGUCUAUGAACUGUUUCUGAACUUACUUCGAAUGUAUGUAGGGUACCAUUUAAUGGGAUAGAUGAGGAACGCUAUUUAUGGGUAUGUUUACUUUGUGCAAGAGAACUGGUCCACGAAAUCCUUGUGAAGAUUGAAGAGCUUGCUUAAUGACAAAAUAGAUAAAGGUAACCCAUUGGGUACAUUUAUCAUUCACAAAAACUGGUCCGCAAAUUCUAUGAAGCCAAGAAACUUAACAAUUAGUUAGCUUUUCUUGAUGCCGAGAAACCUGUUUAUUUGACCUGUAAUUCUCUACCAUUCUACCAUUUGGUUUGUCUGCUUUCCUGGAAGGCCUCUUUAGUUAGCGGCAACUUUAUGUUGUUUGUUUCAAGUCAAGAGGACAUGUUCUCAUUCAGCUGACUUUAAUCUCUUUUCUAGUGUGCGUCUGUUUUUCAACAGCCUCAAUACUUCUAAAAUUAUUAAUCUAUCUUCAAAAUGGAACAACGCUUUUCCUUAGCAAAUGUGCAUGUGUCAUUGAGUGCAAAGGAUGAUUACUUGUGCUCUCUGAAUGCAGCUUGUCUCCUCCUUCUUUCCUUGGGCUUAUUGUUGAUUAGUUUUAGAAUAAUCUUUUCAUUGUAUAUCCUCUUUCUGGUUCAUCUUUGUUUUCAUUGACUGGUUAAGUGCUUCUGUCUGGAACUUGCAGAGAGGGGUAUGAGAUGGUUUUUCUUUAAGUAAUUGAAGCUCGAAACCUACUAGUAUGGACAAUGUUUUCUUGUUUGCACUAAUGUUACUUCAACUAUUCGAUAAUAAUGGUAUUCCAUAAUUCUUCAUUCUUCAUCACUGCAUAAAUGCACAUACAUGUGUCCAUUGUUAUGCCCAUGUACAUCAUGUAAACUUCUGAAACCUAGCUUGUGAAUCAUUUUGAUGGUCGACUAUCUAUAAGUAGACGCAGAUGCAUGAGGAUAGCAUUUAUAUACUUUGGAUUAUGAUAUGGUCAAUUAUGUAGUGAUAAGUUUUUUUUUGAAUCUGAACACCCAUUUAACUGUAAGCUUUCGGUUACUACUGUGGACUCUUCUGAUGAAGUAAAUAACUUUCUUAAUUUGAAUAUGGGUGAGACACACACACACACUUGACAAACUUCUCUUGUUUCCGGUGAAAAGGACACGUUGGUUGUUAGCUAGUAUUACUUGCCCUCUGUUGUCUAUCUGUUUCUUAAGGACAUCAGCAUCUAUAGUGAUGCUAUGAUUAGUUUAUCAUUGUAUUCAAUUGUGGUCUUAUUAGACAGAAUCUGUGCGUCCUACUUGAUUGUGAGUAUAUUGGAUGGCUGGUGUCUGAAGUCUUAAGCAGGGAUAGUUUCACAUAUUGAUCCAUAAGGAUAUAGUGGUUUGUUGACACUUUUUAAUCAUGAACUUGCAAUCAUCAAUGGUUAUUAGUUCAAUUAGCAGCAAACCUGUCUUCUGCUUUCCGAAGGGAGGAGAACAAAGGAAGAGCAAAUAGAAAAUAAUUUCCACUUCAGGUGCACUUUUGGCUUGGAAAAAUAUAACCUUUUAAAAAUAUAAUAAUGUUAUUAAGCUGUUGAGGGAUAGGCAUAAGAGAUUUUUCACUUGUGAUGCUUGAACUUCUUAAAAACUUUUUGUUACUGAGAUUGACAUCCUGUUCUCAUUAUUCUUAUAGCUGUGAAAUUAUGUGUUUAGAAUGCAUGGUAGGAGCCACAGUCAUUUCCUUUUGUUUCAUCAUUUAUUAACCCUCUAACUGAGAAGCAGAAAAGCAAGCUGUCUGACCUGAUUCUCUUUCUAGUUAUGUCUGCAGUUGAUAAUUUUUCUACCUGUCUGACCUGAUUCUCUUUGUAGUUAUGUCUGUGGUUGACAAAUUCUCUACAACAUCAAACUCACCUUUUCUGAUUGAUAAGCAUUUACUCUUUCCAAUUACAAUAUGGACAAUACAUAUGUGUACACAACCCUGUUACAACACCAAGUAAAACUGUAGGAUCAAUUUGACAUUUUUUUAUCCUUUGUGUAUCUCACUGUUAGGUAUCUGUUCUGAGCUGAGUCGUUUGCUUUAGUUGAGUCAGAGUGCAGUUGCUAAGUCUUAGGGAGUUGGUUAGUGGGUCAGUAAAUGGACCCAACACACAGGAUGGGGAGGUAAUUAGAGAGCCUAACCCACCCCAUUUAUUGGUUGUAUAAAGCUGAGCAUGGAUGAAAACCCUAAUACAGAAUGAAAUCUCCAUGUAUCUAAGUGAAGGCUGGGUUUCACCACGAGUUAGUGUGCGUGAGUUGCUUGUUAGCGUGAAGUCUCACAAUUGGUAUCAAAGCUGGAACCAUGGCGGCGUCCAGCAAGGUCACCUUGAAGGAUGUCAUGGCUGCCGUUGAAGCCCAUCAAAGGAAACAAUGGAAAUUAUGAACGACGGUCUGCAGGCGGUCGUGCACCAGAACCUGGAAGCUAAAGCACGGGUACAGAUGCUCAUGGCAGAGCACUCCUUGCUGAUGUCCUUGAUGCAUGAGAUGUUGAAGCCAAGCAGGGGAACAUGAUCGACCAACGCCGAUUGCACGGAGACUGCUGACGCAAGCAACCUUGACCCCCACCCUACAGCGAUGGCUACUCAAGAUCAUGGACUUCGAUUUUGAAGUCCAAUACAGAAAAGGGAAGGAGAAUGUAGCUGCGGAUGGACUGUCCCAGCAAGGCUCUCAACCAAAAGAUUUACUGCUCGGCUUUUUCGCAUGUGCAGGCUGAUUUAUGGACAAGGAUAAAACAAGCCCAUCAACAAGAUGAAUCUGUGCAUAAGGUAAGAGAACGACUAGACAACAGCCCAGUCCAAACAUAUGGGUACACAUGGAGAGACCUUUAUAUGUAUUAUCAAGGCAAAAUUUACAUUCCACCAGAAACAGAAAUUCCACAGUAUUUAUUGGAGCAUUAUCAUGAUCCAAAGACUGCAGUGCAUGCAGGGAUAGAGAAAACAUAUAGACAUAUCAAGGGCACAUUCUAUUGGCCAGGGAUGAAAAAAGCCAUCACCGAUUAUAUCAAAAACUGUCACAUCUGCCAACAAAAUCAAUAUGAAACUAGGAAGCCAGCAGGACUGUUACAACCCCAGCCCAUAUCGGAGCUAAUAUGGUAAGAUAUUUCCAUUGAUUUCAUAGAAGGGCUCCCCAGUAUCUAGAGGAAAAUCAGUGAUUUCGUGGUGGUGGAUCGGUUGACCAAGUAUGCACACUUUAUUGCAUUAGCCACCCAUUUUCUACUAAAUCCAAUGUUAUCCGUAUUGUACGAUACGGACGUGUAUCAUACAAUACGUAUCGUCUGUAUCAAGAUGAACGAUACGUUACGUUAUAAAUUUGCGAUGUGUGUGCGUAUCGCUCGUAUCGUGCGAUACGGGCGAUACCCCCAUGUAUCGCACGAUACGGGAUCAAAACUAAAAAGGGGCCCGAUGACCCCUUCUUUGCGUAUUUUUUUUAAAACCGACGCUCCUCUCUCUCUCUCUUCUCUUCUUUCUAAACAUUGCAAGAGACGUGGGAGGGAGAGUUGCAUCAAGAUUUGUCGAUGAAAAAGCUUUAUUUCUCGUUGUGGGAAGCCUCGGGACGGUGAGAAGCUUGGAGGAAGAGGGUUUUUUGGUUUCUAACACCAAGAAGGUAAGAAAUAACUCAUUUUUUCCAUUGAAUCGUUCAUUUCUCUUAUUUCCUACAUUUAUUUGUAUGUUUUUACUUGUUUUGUGAAGAUAUAAUGUCGGAUCCUGCAUGGCAGUGGUGUACAAGGGUGAAUCCCAAAGAUAGGUUAAGAGUUAAGUGCAAUUAUUGUAAGCAAAUCAUAUCAGGAGGGAUCUCUCGCUUUAAAAACCAUAUAGCUAGUACACACAGCGAUGUGGCUGCUUACACUGGCUCCCAAGAGAACCCAUUGCCAGCGUAUGUAAAGCACCAGUGUAUGGAGCUUCUUAAUGCAGUGAAAGCAAAUAGGAUUGAAAAGGAAAUGCAAGAUGCAGAGGAAGGAUAUGGGGACCCACAUGAAGAGGAAGAAAGUGAAGGUGAAGAUGUUGACCUUGAAGAAGAAGAUGUUGGUGUCAGUUUGGGAACAGAUAAAGGGAAAGACAUCAUGCAUGGAAGUGGUUCUUCUGCAACUGCAACCAGAAAAAGAAGAGGUGCAAGUGCAAGUUCAGUUUCAUGAGGACGUGGCAGGAGUCAUGGUCAUACUGGAUGUGGUAGAGCACCUAUUAUGAGGUCGAGUAAUAUGUCUGGUUCGAUCAAGAAUUUUUUUCCCAAUUAUAUUGCUGUUGGUGCUCAACCUGAGAUUCGUAUAGCCAUGCAAUCAAAAGAUAUUGUUGAAGCAGCAGAUGAAACCAUAGGAAGGUGGUUCUAUGAUGCAUCCAUUCUCUUCAAUGCAGCAAACUCUUAUCAUUUUCAGCCUAUAGCAGAUGCGAUUGCUAGUGUAGGCCGAGGGUAUAAAAUGCCCUCUUUUCAUAAAUUGCGAGGUAAAAUUCUCAACAAUGUAGUUAGAGAUGUCAAGAUAUAUUGUGAUGAACUAAAAUUGAGCUGGAAAGCUACAGGAAGUAGUGUAAUGGCAGAUGGGUGGACAGACAUCAAGAACAGAACAUUGGUAAACUUUCUUGUAUAUUACCCCCUUGGUACUAUGUUCCUAAAAUCUGUUGAUUUGUCUGAUACUCCUAAGGUUGCUGAUGUUUUGUUUGGGGUUUUUGAUAAAGUUAUACAAGAAGUUGGGCCUGAAAAUGUUGUGCAAUUUAUCACUGAUAAUGCAGCAAAUUAUAAAGCUGCAGGUGAAAUGUUAGCAGCACGAUAUGGGACAUUUUAUUGGAGUCCAUGUGUUGCUCAUUGUGUAAAUCUUAUGCUUCAGGAUCUAGGUGAAAGAGAUGAUAUGAAGUUGACAGUUCAUAGAUGCCAAGAAAUCACAAAGUUUAUUUAUAAUCAUGCUUAUGUCUUGAAUUUGACGAGGAAAUUCACAAAUGGGGCUGAAUUGAUUCGACCUGCACAAACACGGUUUGCUACAAAUGUUUUGACUGUGCAGGGUAUAGUCAAGCAAAGAACUCCUCUCAAACAGAUGUUUUCAAGUGAUGAUUGGGCUGCAUAUCCACAUGCCUAUAAAAGAAAGACUACGACAGUUGUGGAUACCAUCUUCGAUGCUGACUUUUGGGAAUCAUGUGUGCAGUUAUUGAAGAUUUGUGUACCUCUAGUGAAAGUCUUCAGAUUAGUUGAUAGUGAAGAUAGACCUUCUAUUGGAUAUUUAUAUGAGUUUAUGGACAGAGCCAAGGAGACCAUUAGAGAUAAUAUGAAGGGAAAAAAGAAGUUGUACAUGCCUAUAUGGAAGAUUAUAGAUGAAAGGUGGUCUGGACAACUUCAUCGCUCACUUCAUGCAGCAGCCUACUACCUAAAUCCUACUAUUAGAUAUUUACCACUUUUAGGAAGGACAGAGAGGUCGAGUAUGGCAUGUUGGAUUGUAUUGACAUAUUAGUAAGUGAUAGUAAAGAACAAGACGCUAUCCGUAUGUCGAUCAACAAAUAUGAUACGGCUUCUGGUACCAUGGCGAGAGACACAGCAAUUCGAUGCAGGACAACUAUGCGUCUAGGGCCUGAUUGCCCAGAGAAUUAAGGAAGCUUGCAAUUAGACUCCUCAGCCAAACUGCAACUGGAUGUGAAAGAAAUUGGAGUGUAUUUCAACACAUCCAUAGUAAGAAGAGGAAUAGGCUGGAAGCGUGGAACAUAAAAGGUUGAAUGACCUUGUUUAUGUUCGUUAUAAUAUGAAGUUGAGACAAAGGCAACUAGAAACAACAUCUACGAGGAAGCAUCACACUCAAUAUGAUCCUAUCUUCAUUGACCAUUUUGAUAUAUUAGAUUCUUGGGUUGAAGAAGAACCAUCUGCAAUACUUGAUGAGGACGAUCUUGAUUUUUUGAACGUUGAAGGAGCAAUAGAGAUUAUUGAAGAAGGAGAGGCUGGGGAGAGCAAUGGAAUGUUGGUGACAUUCCAUUUGUAACAGAGGGGAUAGAAGAAGCACUUAAUGAAGAAAAUGAAGAUGAUGAUGAAAAAUGAAGAUGAUGAUGCAGAUGACGAUUGAUGAGGCUUUUUGUUUUGAGUUUUGAAAACUAUGUCAAUAUGUUUUGUGUUUUGACUUCUGAACUUAUGAAUUGUGAUGUAACUGAAUACUCUUAGGCUGCUUAGUAUGUUAUUUUGAUUUUUGAAUGUUUGAUUUCUUAUUUUGGAAUGUGUUGUUCAUAUGCAUACUUCAUAGUUCAUACUUCAUAUACAUGAAUGAUGAAUGUUCCUUUAAAUACAUUUUUCUUGAAUUUUUCUGAUUUUUACUAGUUUUUUCUGAUUUUUUUAGAAUUUUUCUGAUUUUUUUUCUAUUUUUUAUAAUUUUUAAUGUUUUUUACAAAUUAAAAAAUUAAUUUUACGAUACGUUACGAUACAUUGACGAUACGUUACGAUACGGCGUAUAGGUCGGCCCGACCGAUACACGAUACGAUACGGCAGUGAUAACAUUGGCUAAAUCAAUAGUGAAGGCAUUUUAGGAGCAGGUGGGAAAGCUACAUGGAGUUCCCUGUUCUAUAGUAAGUGACCGAGAUUUUCUCUUUUUAAGUAGUUUUUGAAAAGAAUAUUUCCAACUACAGGGCCGCACGCUGCAAAUGAGUACAGCCUACCACCCGCAGUCUGAUGGCCAAACAAAAAUUGUCAAUAAAAGUAUGGAAACUUACCUGCAUUGCUUUGCAGGGCAGCGACCAAGACUGUGGACUGAUUACCUGUCAUGGGCAGACUAUGGCUAUAACACAGGGUGGCAUUCUUCUACAGGGACUACCCCAUUCGAAGCUGUUUACGCAAAACCCCUCCCGAUCUAAGAAGGUAUCAGCCAGGGACAGCUAAAGAGGAGGACAUUGACGCACAACUAAGGUGCAGGGAUGCCAUCUUGAAGGGCCUCAAGCAGCAUUUGGCUGCUGCCCGCAAUCGUACGACUCUUUAAUAUAAUAGGCACCACCGAAACCAGCAGUUCAAGGUAGGACAAUGUGUGUAUCUUAGAAGGCCACCGCAUGGAUUGGGAACCAAGACAACGAGAGGGAAUGUCGAGCUGGUGUCUCGUUUUGUAGGCCCUUACCUUAUUACAAGGAAAGUGGAAACUUUGGUGUACGAACUACAGCUGCUGGCAGGCAGCCAUAUCCACCCUGUUUUUCAUGUGUCCAAGCUCAAGGCAUGCUACCAAAUCCCCGCAGCUGAAGAGAUAAGUUUAGCACCAGUUUUGCAAGACACCCCAGCCUUGUUCCCUUAUCGCAGGUUGGCCACACGCAAGGUAACAAAUGUUAACAACAUAGUUACUGAAUGUUUCAUUGAAUGGACCAGCUAUGAGGACUUACCGGCUACCUGGGAGCUUGCAGAAGACAUUCAGCGCUGUUUCCCUGAAUUCACACCUUGAGGACAUGUUACUGUAAAGGGGGAAUACUUGUUAGGGAUCUGUUCUGAGCUGAAUCUUUUGCUUUAGUUGAGUCAGAUGAAGUUACUAAGUCUUAGGGAGUUGGUUAGUGGGUUGGUAAAUGGACCCAGUGCACGGGUCGGGAAGGUAAUUAGAGAGCCUAACCCACCCCCACUUAUUGGUUGUAUAAAGCUGAGCAGGGAUUAAAACCCUAAUACAGAAUGAAAUCCCCCUGUUUCUAAGUGAAGGCUGGGCUUUCACAGCGAGUUAGUGUGCGUGAGUUGCUUGUUAGUGUGAAGUCUCACACUCACAUACCAAGUAAUCAUGCUAUCUCAUUUGUGUAUAGUUCAGUUUCUUCUUGGACAGAUUUGUAUACUUGGGAUGAUUGGAAUUUCCUAAAAUUGAUAAGUUUAGGCAAUAAGAAGCAUGGUCAUUUAAAGGGGUUAUAUAUGGUCUUGUUGUUUCAUACUAUGUCUGUCUGUUUAUGUGAAAGAUUUUACAUUGAUAAACAACUAAAACACAGCCAAGGAUUCCUAUGAAUUUGGUUAUUUUCUUAAUCAUCAGAUUCGCCACUAUACAUACUGAGACAUAAUGGUAAGUACCAUGAUGAGAAGCAAGGAUAAGAAACUACAGGUCUGCUAGGUCCCACCUCCAGAGGAUUCGGUGAUGGAGGAUGGAUAUGAUAGAGUGCAUUCGCUUCAACAGUAUGUUGUCUCUGUAGCGACAGGAACCCUCUAGUUAUGAUGAAAGGCACCAAGAAGAAUGGGAGGAGGAUUUCAAAACAACUGCCUUUGCCUACUUAGAAAACUUUCCAUCCUCUUCUGUUGGCCUGCUGUGAACCUUGACAGGCUUGUAUGGUGGGCUUCCCCAUCUAAGGUCUGGUUGCCAAGAGAAUGCAGUGUAGCAUGUUCUUUUUUUGGUAGGCCUAGAAUCACAAGGUUUUCAUUUUUGAAAGCCAUUGUGUAGAGGAACAAGUAAUUCAUUCACAUGUGAAUGUGAUUUGAAUUCAAAGGGCUAGUAGACAAUUGAAUGAGAAGCAUGAAAGUUAUGAUAAAUCAUGAGAACUGAGGAAGGUGAUAUGGUGAAUAAUGGUUUGAGAAGGGUCUUUUCUUGUCGUUGGCAAUAACUAGUUAUGAUGUUGACUGGGAUUACACUUUUUCUUUCGUGUACAGAUUUGGUUUUUGUUGGUAGGGAUAAGUAGGUUCAGAUCUAUUGGUAGGGGAUAAGUAGGUUCAGAUCUAUGUAACUCGAACACUCCUAAAAGGGUGGGGUAGCCAUGUCAACAUGACCUGACGUGGGUGCAGGUGUGGUUGUGGACAUGGCUUGGAUGUGGUGUUAACCAUGUCAGGUGCAGUCAGUGCACCCAAGGACGAACUUGACCAAUUUGGGACCCAAAAUUGUGUAAAAAUCAAGGUUUUUUUUUUUUUUUUUAAGUUCACUGUGUAUAUGCACACUACAAUGCAAAAGCCUCUAGCAUCCAAUUCAUCUCUGGUUUCCGGCAUCUGGACACCUUCCCCAGCAAGUGGCAGCUGUCUUCGGCGAGGUAUAGACUUUCUCCAGCAGAUGAACUCAUCUCCACCUCUCCAAUCAGUUGUUUUUAGCUUUUCUUACUUUCUUUGAUUGCCUAUGCUCGUCCAAGAAACCUACUUGCUUUUUUCCUUCGUUUUGAAUGUUGCAUAUUGACUGUGAGUCUGUGAGAUGUUGCAUUAUAUUUAUUGGCAAUUUUUUUGUCUGUGUUCAGAUUUGUGACAGAUUAGCAUGUUUAGAUGGUUAUUUAUUUUAUGUUGCAUCUUGCAGAAUAUAAAUCGCCACUAUGAUAAAUUUUAUAUAUAUAUAUAUGUAUAUAUAUAUAUAUAUAUAUAUAUAUACACACACACACACACACACACACACACACACACAGAAAAAUUAAAUGGUGACUCCGGUCAUCUAGAGUCACCAGGCUCACUCAUGAGGGCCGUCUGAUCCAUCAUGAUGGACAGCUAAUAGAAAAACAAUGAGAAAAAAAUGAUAGACAUUUUUGGAAUCCAGUAUAUGCAGUCACCCAAGUUCUUUUUUGAAGUGCUCUAUAUCGCCAACAGUUGGAAAAUGUCUUGUUUUUCAUUGCUAAACCAACAUAAGCCGUUCUUAAAGGUAAAAAUCUCGCAAUGUUUUCAAAGUAUGUCAUAAGUGUUUCUCUUGAUAGUAUUGUGAUAUUCCCUCUUUUUGUAAUUUUCGGUUUAACGUAUUUUUAUUUCAUGUUCUCAUCUUUUCUUUAUCCUGAAAUUCUAAAACCUAUGUUGAACCUUUGCUAAUAUAUCCAUAAGGAAGGCAGUGUAAAAUUCUGAAUUUCAUAAACUUUUUCUAUUAUUUAAAAAAAAUUAUAAUUUUUCAUGUCCAUAGAUGUUCCCCAGAAAAGUAACUUUGCGGAAAAAUACUUGAGAAAUACCUCAAUGAUAAGAACUGUAUUUGUGACUAUGGUAUGAAGUCACAAUUUUAAUCAGAAAAUUACCAGGUUCUCAAAACCGUAUACUGACCAUUUACAUCGUUCAUCGACCAUGCCGGUCAAUGAGUCCAUGAGGUGCUGAUGUAGUAAAAAAUAAUUCCUAAUAUUCUUUGGCCUGUAAAAUCCAGAUUUUAGGUAUUUUUUGUUGAAGUUGUAAUUUAAAAACUAUGGUUGGUCUACUUUCCUAGGGUUUGCUACGGUAUUCUGAUUCAUUAUGGUGCUAGAGUGUUUGCUUUUCAUAAUUCCAAUUAACGGAGCUUCGAACAUGGUAAUUGAUAUGGGUGAUCAUCAUCUCUUUAUCUUACUCGUACUUUUAAGAAUCUUAUCUGCUUAGUUCAGGUUCUUUUUAAGACUUGAGAAGAACUAUUUGUCUUUUGACAUUUUUCAUGCUUAACUCACAAUCGCUGGUCUUUCAUUUUUAUUUAAUUUCAAUUGGGAUGUCUGUGUGCGUGGGUUUGUAGAUAAUGAGAGAGAGAGAGAGAGAGAGAGAGAGAGAGAGAGAGUGAAUUGGUGGAGUUAAGCAAGCUGCCGCUCUAGCAGAGCUCUAUUAGAGCAGAGUAUCUUCAUUGAAGGCAGGCCACUUUGGUGGCAUGUCCUUGCAGACUCUACCUUGGUAAAGCAUGCCUCUUUUAGAACUCGUCUAGUGAUUUAGUUUGCACUGCUUGAAACUCAGCAACUGGCGUUGAUAUGAGAUUUUAAAUGAUUUUUGGUUUCGACUUCCACCAUAUUCCUGUAAGAGCUGCCAUCGUUCCAACAAGUUUCUAUCCUGAAUUUGGAAAUAUUAAUACCAGCGAGGAAUCUGAUCAGUUAUUUCCAUUAUCUUUCACCUUAGAGUGCUCUAGCAGCCAGCCUAGCUUAACACAUAUCCUCGAUUAAUUCCUAAUUGUUACACCAAUUCUCUGUGCUUUUUGCAACCAACAGGAGGCAGCUGUUUGCUAAAGAUAUGUCCAAGAUAAGAGUAAGGAGGUGGUUGACAUUCCUUAAAGACAAGGUGAAAUUAAUUUGUUCUGCAACAUAUUUCAAGUUAGGCUGAAACGGGAACUACCAGGCUCUUGGUGCACCUGCUUUUUCUGUAGGUUACUCUGCUCAUGAACAGUGCCUUGUUUGUUCUUCAGCAUAGCCAUUUCAUUAAAUGUUUGCAUGUUAUGCUACGUCGUGAAUGUCCUAUGCAGCAACUUUGUGAUCAAGACUUCUAUAGACAUUCAAGAUCAUUUUUGUUCGCUCAAGGGUUUGUCUUGGACCUCGUUUUCGGCAGAAGGAAUCAAGAGCUGCUGUACUGCCAAAUCUUCCGAUCCGUGAGCAUCAUUCAUAAGAGGAUGCUACCAGACAACCAUUUUUUAGUUCUCCUAUAUACAACAAUCUCAAGCUGUAAUGACGUAACAGACGUCUAAAGGCAGAGAGGGAGAGAGAGAGUCCUCAUCACACUUGGAUGUCUGGAAGGUGAACGCCAAUACGUUGCCUUGGUUUUUUCUUUUUCUGGAUGAUGUGGAAUCUUCCAGGAACUAGUUCGGCCUUCGCUGCCAUUUCUUACUAUGAUGGAAAAUGUUAGUUUGCAGAAUGACAAUAUUAGGGUUCGAUCUUA